CCGACCGACCACCACGCUUCACAAUCGAUCAAUCCCUCUGAUACGCAGAGUACGAUUAUUGAAUCGAUUUAGAAUCGUAUUUACGUAGCAACGAUAGACAAAAAAUGUUUUGUCAGUAAUUAUAAAAUUCGUAAUUCGAAUUUUGAAUUUUUUGUAACUGUAUACGAACUUUUUUCCUUUUAUUUGUGACUUCAACUGUUUCGAACUGUUUGUGCUGUUGUGAAGUGAAGGAUAGUAAUUCAAAUAUCGUACAAUUUGAAAUGACCCCAGUAGGACUUCUGUUCAAAGUGAACAGCGAGGGUUUAUUCACGAGCCCCGUGAAUGCUUCACCCGUUGACUACGCUAAGAUAUACCCGGACCCGGAAUCGGAAAAGGCGAUAAUGGGCUCUGUGGUGUACUGCAUCCAUCAUAAAGAAGGAUGUCAAUGGUCGGACGAGCUCCGCAAGCUGAAGGCGCACUUAAACACAUGCAAGCACGAUGCUGUGCUCUGUGCUGCUCAGUGCGGUGCGAUGAUCCCGCGCGUGCUCAUGCAGGACCACUUGCGCUACACGUGCCCGCGUCGCAGAGCAAACUGUGAGCACUGUGGGAAGGAGUUUUCAGGAAGUGCGCUUGAGGAGCAUCAAGGUAACUGCGGUCACGAGCCAGUGUACUGCGAGAACAAAUGCGGCGCGAAAGUGCAGCGCAGACACACACAGCAACACGUCCAGCAACACUGCAGCAAACGGCUCGUGCCCUGCAGACAUUGCGGUCAGCGGUACACGCAGGACACGGUGUCGGCGCACGGCGCGCUGUGCUCGCGCGCGCCCGUGCCGUGCCCGCAGCGCUGCUCGGCCGCGCCCGCGCGCGACGAGCUCGACGCGCACCUGCGCGACCACUGCGCCGCGGGGACCGUGCCCUGCGCCUACCGGGACGCGGGUUGUCGGUUCAAGGGCACGCGGCCGGCGCUGGAGCGGCACGCGGAGGAGAGCGCGCAGUCGCACCUGUCGCUGGUGUGCGCGCUGGCGGCGCGGCAGGCGCGGCAGCUGGACGCGCUGCGCGGCGCGGUGGCGCGGCUGGGCGCGUCGUGCUCGGGCGCGCUGGUGUGGCGCGUGCCGGACUGGGCCGCGCGCAUGGCCGACGCGCGCGCCAAGGACGGCGUGGAGCUCGUGUCGCCCACCUUCUACACCUCGCAGUACGGGUACAAGCUGCAGGCAUCACUUUUCCUGAAUGGCAAUGGUGCUGGGGAAGGAACUCACAUGUCAGUGUACAUUAAGAUUUUGCCCGGUGAAUACGACGCACUUCUGCGCUGGCCGUUCGCUCACACCGUCUCUUUCACACUCUUCGACCAAAGUUCAAGCCCAGACAGAGCCUGCAAUAUCGUCGAAAGCUUUGUUCCCGAUCCUACAUGGAAGAAUUUCCAAAGACCCUCAAAGGAACCAGACGCGUUAGGCUUCGGAUUUCCGAGGUUCGUUUCCCACGAAAUGCUCAAAAAGAGGAAUUUCGUCAAGGACGAUGUGAUGUUCCUGAGGGUCAAAGUAGACCCGAGCAAAAUUGUAGCUGUCUAGUACUAUGUAAUGAUUGUCAAUCGGCGCACAAAAGUCACUGUUAUUUAGUAUUAGAUAAUUUAAAAGUCAUAGGCUAAGUUGUACAUAAUAUAGAAUAAUUAUAGUUGUGGGCAUUUUUGAGUUUCAAUUGCAACAGUUUAAGACUGGAGUUAUCGAUGAUAUAUAUUUAAAAGAUCUAUGCGGCCCCAAUGGACUUCUCUAUUGAAACUAAAAUGGCGUUAACGAUUGACGUUGUCAAAUCUAUUGUUUGAAAUAAAGUCUCACUUUUAUUUUACCAAUAAGCUAUCUUGACUGUCUACGUUAACUUUAUUAAAAUUUCGAUUGUUUAAAAUUGUAAAUUAUUAGGUGUAAGAGCGCAAGCGCUGCAUUGUUAUCCUUUCACUAAAGAUCUCUUGAGUUUCAUUGCCGUUGGAAGUAAAUAACGAACAGAGCAUUGUUUCAAAGGAAUUUAUCUACUUUAAAAUAUUAUAUACGAUUUAUUUUCCUUUUCAAGGAAUUAUCAUGACUUACUCCUUUUCAAACGUGCCAUAUGAAAUAUUCUAAGUUAUUUUUUACUAUACACACAUUUUUAUAGGACACUGCAAAAACUGUGUGUUGCCAUUGCACAAGGUUCCCUCGCAUUUUUGUUGGCCUUCAGAUAAAAUAUAAAGGCGCUUUAAAAAAUGCAUGAACUUCAAGAACAGAUUAUAAAGACAACUUUGAGACAUGUUCGUUACGUUAUAUCGGCAGAUCUUUGUAUAUAUUUUCUAAACUAAAUAAUUUAUCCAAAAAAAUAUUUUCAAUGUAUAUAUUAGACUGUCGAGGAAUCUUUAAAUAUAAAUGUAAAUAAAAGAAUAGUUACUUGUAUUUCUGUGUGUUUACAAGCUGGAGUUAAACCAAAGCGUUUUGAUGACUUUGCGCAAGCAAUAAUUAUAGUGGUGUACAUUUUCUUAGCAAAGUUAAUCAAUGCAAAACGAUCGAUCACGGCUUAGCUGUUUGUAAUUAUAUUAAUUUUACUUAUGUAUAAGCAUCUAUUUCACUUCAUUAUAGUUGCUUUUUAGAAAUUUAUGAUGAUAUUUUGUGUGACAAAUUUUAUAAAAACUCUUUGAUAAAAAUAGUAAAUUUACAUUCACAAACUAAUUUGUAAACAAAUUUCAGUUUAAUAACUAUCUUUUGGAUCUCGAAAACGCUUGCUUUUGAUGUUUAAUCUCAACUGUAAUUUUACAUUCCACGAAAAAACAUUAUUUUAAGCCCAAUAUUUCUUCUUCAGUGUGUAUUUCGUAGAAGUGUUAGUAACAUGGUUAAUAUAUAUUAAAUAUAAAGAAAUUACUUUACUAAAAAUUAUAGGUUAAUUAUUGUAACUGAUGUUGGGAUACAAAUAAAAAUAUCUUUUCGAUUUUCAUAUCUGGCAAUACUGCAUUUUUUUUGUAAUAGAAUAAGUAAGCAACGGAAGGCCGAUUUGAAGUUUCGUUUUUGUAGAAUUAUCUGUACAGUAUUUUUAUAUCUGAUUGUAAUUGCUAGUAAAUCUAUUAGAUAUCAUAGUAAUCCUAUAAUCUAAGUUAGUUUUGAGACUUUUCUUUAUUAUAGUACCUUAUCAGUAACUACAAUGAGACUAACACAUUUAAGAUUAGAUUAUAAGAUGCGUUUACGCGCUUAGUAUUAAGAAACCUAUGUACAUGACUUUGGAUAUUAAGAUGAGAAAUAUAUU
Molecule: messenger RNA, 3231 nt
Organism: Nymphalis io (European peacock)
Lineage: Eukaryota; Metazoa; Arthropoda; Insecta; Lepidoptera; Nymphalidae
Gene: Traf4
Product: TNF receptor-associated factor 4
Exons: 8
Coding region: 261-1544 (427 amino acids)
Biological process (GO): positive regulation of JNK cascade; tumor necrosis factor-mediated signaling pathway; regulation of apoptotic process
Cellular component (GO): plasma membrane signaling receptor complex
Molecular function (GO): zinc ion binding; protein binding
Source: RefSeq, a predicted model, not a curated record